UGUUCUUUUUUUAAGGGGUAUAUAUUUUUUUCUCUUGUUUAGUCACCUCUCAAGAAGUGAUGUCUCUCCACUAGGGUUUACUUUAUUUAACUGCCUCAUUCCGCACCACUCUAUUGCUCUAAAACAUCAUCUCUCUUGCCCUUGGUUGAUCUAUGUUUCUUAAUUGGUCUUCCUUCUCAUUGCUUUUUCAAUUUUGGUGUUCUUGUUCAGUCUCCUUUUGCCUUCAUAAACUUUUUGGCUCUAUCAUCUUUUAUGUUUGUCUUGUGUUAAGUGUCCCUCCAUCUCAGCUUCCCCAACCUCUCUUCUCUUUAGUUCUUCUAUUUGCAUCAUGAGUGAUCCUUACACCAAUUACUUCCAUGGAUGGUUCAAUAAUCUCAACCCUCUUUACCAUUCUUCUUCAUCUUCUACUCCUCCUUUCUCUUCCUAUAACUAUUUCUUGCCUUCAUCAACAAAUUUCCAAUACUUUCAAUCUUCACCACCACCUUCUCCUCCUUUGAAAGAACCUCUUCCUCUCCUUAGUUUGAGCCCAACAAGGCAAAUUCAUCAAGAUCAAGAUUAUUCAUCUACUAUGGAAGUUGACAAUAAUAAUAAUAAUAAUAAUAAGGAAAACAAAGAAGAGAGCUUCAUUUCUAACUUUGGUGAUGAAGAUCAAGAUGAUGAAAGUGUUAGUGUAGCCUUACAAUUAGGGCUUCCUAAUCCAAGCCCUCAGGAUGUCAUCUCAAGUAUUUCUAACACCAACAAAGAACAAGAAGAAGAACUUACUGUGGCCAAUAUUGGAUAUUCUUCCACCACAAGCAGCACACUUCACAAGGGUCAAUAUUGGAUCCCAACACCAGCCCAAAUUUUAAUUGGUCCUACACAAUUUUCGUGUCCGCUUUGCUUCAAGACUUUCAAUAGAUACAAUAACAUGCAGAUGCACAUGUGGGGGCAUGGAUCUCAAUAUAGAAAAGGACCAGAAUCUCUAAGGGGAACACAACCAACCGCAAUGCUUAGGCUCCCUUGCUUCUGCUGUGCACCUGGCUGCAGGAACAAUAUUGAUCAUCCAAGGGCUAAGCCACUGAAGGAUUUCAGAACCCUUCAGACUCAUUACAAAAGAAAGCAUGGAAUCAAACCAUUCAUGUGUAGGAAAUGUGGCAAAGCAUUUGCUGUGAGGGGUGAUUGGAGAACUCAUGAGAAGAAUUGUGGCAAGCUUUGGUAUUGCACUUGUGGAUCAGAUUUUAAGCACAAAAGGUCACUUAAAGAUCAUAUUAAGGCUUUUGGGAAUGGACAUGAAGCUUAUGGUAUUGAUUGCUUAGAGGAAGAGGAUGAACCUGCUUCAGAAAUUGAACAAGACCAUGAUCAUGAUCAUGAUCCUUCCAAUUGACAAUAUAUGGGAAAAAUUUUAUUUUGUUGACUCAUACAAGAGACAUUAGUUUUGUAAGGCUUAUUUUUAUCUCACAAAAAAAGUGGAUCUAAAAUUUAUAGACCCAAAAAUGUAUGAUUUGGGUCCACUCUUUUCUGAGACAAAAACAAGUCACACAUAACUCAACUAAUGUCAAUUGUGUGAGAGACAUAAUUAAAAUUUUGGAGGUACGCGGAAUGGAGUGGAGUGGAGUGGGAUGGGGUGGGGUGGAGUGGAUCAUUUUGAGAACUACAUAAUUUUCCUUCUCUCUUUGUUUAUGUUGCACUUGUAGCCUUAUUGCCUUUGAUCAUUUUCUUUGGUUGCAACUUUAAUCUUCCUUAAUGGGACAUGUUACACUCAUGAGAAGAUCAAGUCAGCUCGCUCUAUAUAUCUAAAAGUAUGUUUCAGUAAA
Molecule: messenger RNA, 1793 nt
Organism: Capsicum annuum
Lineage: Eukaryota; Viridiplantae; Streptophyta; Magnoliopsida; Solanales; Solanaceae
Product: zinc finger protein WIP2
Exons: 2
Coding region: 329-1363 (344 amino acids)
Biological process (GO): anatomical structure development; regulation of gene expression
Cellular component (GO): nucleus
Molecular function (GO): DNA-binding transcription factor activity
Source: RefSeq, a predicted model, not a curated record